GCUGCCAGCUGGUGGGGCACUGUGUUCCUCCUCCCGCCCCUCCCCUGUGGGUUUUGCGGUUUUGCCUUCCUCCUCUUCCCUUGUGUGUGUGGCUCUGGUAGUUGUGUCACCCUGGGGCCGUGUUCCUAGGUGGCCCCUGGGGUGUGCUGCGUAUUGGGAAAGAUGGCCUUCAUUGCCUAGGAUAAAAAUACCAGCACAUUAAGGAACCAGUAAGAUGAAGAGACAGGGCUGGUGUAAGAAGUACAACAUUUGGAAGGCUUGGUACAACACCAAUUCCCAAGGGAAAACUUUGACUGUUCUUGUGAGUAAGCAUUGAUCAAAACUCCUCCAAUCCCAAUGUGAUGAGUGGACAACCCUGCCCCAGGGGUUGACUUAAUUCUUCUUCAUAAUGGACAUCAAUCAACCAGGCUGCUCUUCUGAGCAAUCAACUUCUCACCAACCCCAGCAAGGAGAGACAAAGUACUUACUCACCUCACAGAAGAAUGAGCCUGAUACAAAAGUGGUUGUGCAAUCAGAUUCUCAGGAUAUAGAAGAGAGACAUUCCAUAAAAAUAAAUGACAGUGAUAACCAUACAACAUCAUUUCAAGGCAGCUCCUCCAAAGUAAAGGAAAAUGGUUCAGCUCUGUGUGGUGUGGACACAGUAACAGAGGGUAGAGGAAAACAAUGUGAGGACUCCUCUUGUGGGGGUGAUAAUGACUCCCAGAGUUGGUGUGACCCCUCUAUGUUACUAGAUAAUAGUGUUGAGGAGUUUUCCAUAACUACAGAAGGAAACAAGGACAAUAGUAAGGAAGUGAAUUUAGUACAGACUUUAGAUGAAGUAGCUAGUGGUAGAGAAAAUAAUCUUCAGUCUGCACCCGAGGGGGAGUCUGAGUCAUCAACACAUUCCGAAGACAGCGAGGAUGAAGCCGAGUCUGGUCUGGCAGAACAAGUAAAAAUGAAGUCGGUGACCUCAGUCCCUGCUGGAAAUGAGAACCAGACAAACUCAAGUCGUCUUCAGAAUGAGAUAAAAUCACUUUUAUCAGCUACAUCUCCAUUAUGUAGUCCUAGUUCAGACCUAGAGGUGGGUAGGGUGGAUUUUUCUACUACACCCAAAGAAAACUUGAUGAGGAUGGUGUCUGAUCUGCUGGAUGAGUGUGAGUGGCUCAAGAAAGAGAAGGCAAGACUAGAGAAUGAGGUUGACUGCCUGGAGGCUGACCGCUCCUCGGUGGCCUACAUUGCACAGAUUGAAACCUUGGAGAAAUCUUUGGCACAAGCUCAGGCCGAUGCUUGCAGCUGGGAACAGAAGUUACUUGCAGCAGAACAAAAUUACAUGACUGAGAAUGUGAGGAUCCGCACCGACCUGACGACGCGGCUGGAGCGCAUCACCAAGCAGUAUGAGGCGGCCAACAAGGACAAGGAGUCGAUGGUGGUAAAAUAUGCCACAUCUGAACGCGAGGUUAUUGUGGCAAAGAAGCAGAGAGAAGCAGUGGAAAAGAAGAUGAAAGAAAUGGAGAAAGAAAGGGAAAAUUUACUCAGUAAAAACAAGAUGCUGAUAUCAGAACGUGCACGCAUUUGUCAAACUCUGGAUACAAAGGUGCAGAAGAACAACUGGUACCAGCGGGAAAUAGACAGACUCAAGGAUGAUCUCAACGGCAGAGACAUCAAAAUCAAAUGGAUGCAAACGAAACUGAAGUCGGAAAUGGAGGCACAUCAGGAGUGCCAGGGUAAGCUGGAGCGUGCCUUAACCAAGAUUAUGAAGCAUGAAGAGGAGCUGAAGGCAAUCAAGGAGGAGGCAGAGAGCAUAGUACAAAAUGCCAAGCACGAUGAAAAUUCCAGAGCAAAUGUCUUAGACAUGCAGCUGAAGGAAGAAAAGGCUCGGCUGAUCAUGGAGCGUCAGGCCAAUGAGAGUCGUGGCUCAGCGUUCCACAAGGUGAUGAGUGAGCUGGAGGAGCUGAGGCACAGGCACCAGGCAUUAGAGGAGGAGGCCACGUCCCUCAGAGCCAGGCUUUCAUCACGUGAGAUGGAGCAGGAGGAGAUGGAAAAAUUAUUCGCCAGUUUGAGGAAAGAAGUAACAGCAGCACGUCAGGAAGCCUCAGAUCUCAGCCACCAGGUGUCCAACUCGGCACAUCUUCAACAGCAACUUACCAGAGAGAAGGAGCAGCUGGAGGCUGUGAGUCAGGAAGUGGACCAGCUGCAGUCCACCAACAAUGAGCUGGAGAGUGACCUGCUUGCCUGCCGAAACAAGGAGGCCGAGUUACUUGCCUUCACCCAGAAACUUUCUGAUAAAAAUGUUCAGAUCCAGAGUCAGUUGUCUGCCCUUCAGUCCAAGACAAAAUUAACAGAUAUUGAACAUGGAGAAUUGAAAGAAGAAGUGGAAGAGCUCAAGACCCAGAAAGCCAAGUUAAAAGCAGAACUUGCAAAGGAGACACAGAAAUACAAUGCCAAUUUGGAGAGCUUGAGUCAACAGUUGGCAGAGAAGACUGAUGAGGCUCAGAAGCUGAACACCAAGGCUAUGGACCUGGAGAAUGAGGUGCAUGUUCUCACCAGGAAGCACAACAAUGCUCUCAAAGAUAUAACGAGAGAGAUGCAGAAACUUAGAAGACGUCUGGACCUUCAAGAGAAUGGCAGCAGUGGUGGGAAUGAGAGUGCCUCAGGGGGGGUGUCCAGUGGCAUGUCCUCCCAUUCUGCCACCCCCCACGACAGCCUCUCCCAGGACUCCCGAGCUUCCUCCAACACCUCCCUCAAUACACUCGAAUAUCACAAUGGCACAAGUCUACAAACACAGGACCACCUACCUCCCCUGAAUGACCCGCUGGUCACACAGCAGCUCUUGGUGGAUCGCAUCAUCAGGCUUCAAAAGACUGCAGCCAAGCGGGCCGAGAAGAUGGAAUUCCUGGAAGAACACAACAACCAGCUGAUUGGGGAGCUCAAGAAGAAGUCUCGCAUCAUCCACCAUUACAUCAUGAGGGAAGAGGCAGGGGCUUUGGCAAAUGCAGCAUCUGACUCUUCUAAGGCUGAGCUGAUGCGUCAUGGGGGAAUCAUGGCCUCAGUGUAUGGCUCAGUCCCUCGCGAUGGCACCAUGACCCUUGAACUCUCUCUAGAGAUAAACAGAAAACUGCAGGCAGUUUUGGAAGAUACGCUCCUUAAGAACAUAACCUUGAAGGAAAAUCUCAACACCCUGGGAGAUGAAAUAGCCAAAAUAUCCCAACAGAAGCAACAGGCCAGCAAGAGGUCGUGAAGGAACCCGGUGAGGGAAGGAUAUUUAUCAUGUAUUGUCCACACAGUAUAAUAUAAGGUUAGGUCUAUACAAAAGUGUUUCCUUUAUUCCCCACUAUAAAGAGCAGAUUCUUAGAUUCUUAUGUAUUGUUUACAUCUGUUACUAUUGUGUGUAAUGAAAGUUGUAAAGA
Messenger RNA from Eriocheir sinensis (Chinese mitten crab), 3386 nucleotides. RefSeq names its product coiled-coil domain-containing protein 186-like (gene Golgin104). The transcript has 16 exons. Gene Ontology annotation, biological process: vesicle cytoskeletal trafficking. Lineage: Eukaryota; Metazoa; Arthropoda; Malacostraca; Decapoda; Varunidae. Gene Ontology annotation, molecular function: small GTPase binding. Gene Ontology annotation, cellular component: trans-Golgi network. Bases 389 to 3217 code for a protein of 942 amino acids. The record is from RefSeq and is a predicted model, not a curated record.